Venustampulla echinocandica is the source of this 1356-nucleotide messenger RNA. RefSeq lists its product as uncharacterized. Gene Ontology annotation, molecular function: hydrolase activity, hydrolyzing O-glycosyl compounds. Lineage: Eukaryota; Fungi; Ascomycota; Leotiomycetes; Helotiales; Pleuroascaceae. The transcript has 6 exons. The record is from RefSeq and is a predicted model, not a curated record. Gene Ontology annotation, biological process: glucan catabolic process. Bases 1 to 1356 code for a protein of 451 amino acids.
AUGUUUCUCCUUCCGCUAUUCUUGGGCGGCGUAGCCUCGGUGGGCGCAGUGUCCCCUCUAGCUGGCGUCAACAUCGCGGGUUUCGAUUUUGGCGUGGAAAUUACAGGGACAGCAAAUCUCCAAAAUGCGCAGGGUCCUCUUAUGGUCCUUGGGAACAGCGAUGGCGCGGGGCAGAUGCAACAUUUUGCCAAGAAUGAUGGGCUGAACUUAUUCAGACUGCCUGUGAGCUGGCAAUUUUUAAUCAAUAGUAGCGAGUUUGCCGGCAGCGGUAGCGGUAGCAGCAAUGCCACCAAUGGACCUUUCAACAACGGCACGAUGGGACCGUCUAAUAACUCGACCAGGGGGCCAUUCACAAAUUCAACCAUGAUGCCAGGAAAUGGGACGACUCGGGGGAAUCGAACACCAGCCUCCAAUGCUGCUACGGGGACACUAGAUGCGACUAAUUUCGCAGAAUAUGAUAUGCUUGUCCAAGCAUGCCUUGCAACAGGGGCGACUUGUGUUAUUGAUAUUCACAACUAUGCUCGAUUCAACAAUAAGGUCAUUGGACAAGGUGGCCCAAGUAACGCGGAUUUUGCGAAUUUGUGGUCGCAGAUUGGUACCAAAUAUGCCAAAGAAGCCAAGAUAAUCUUCGGUAUAAUGAACGAGCCUCACGAUAUCCCCGAUCUCUCCCUCUGGGCGGCGACCGUCCAGGAAGCCGUAACAGCCAUCCGGGCAGCGGGCGCAACAACGCAGCGAAUCCUCUUGCCGGGGACGGAUUUCACAUCCGCACAGACAUUCAUAAGCAAUGGCUCGGCGGGGAAUCUAAGCACAGUGAAGAACCCGGAUGGGAGUCUCGAGGGGCUGAUUUUUGAUGUGCAUAAGUACUUGGAUGUUGAUAAUAGCGGCACACAUCGGGAGUGUGUUAGCGACCAUGUCAAUGACACGUUCAUGCCGUUGGGUGCUUUCUUGAAGAAGAACAAUAGGAUGGCGAUGUUGAGUGAGACUGGAGGCGGCAAUACAACCUCUUGCCUUCGGGAUCUCUGCGCAACCCUGAAGUUCAUUAACAACAACCCCGACGUCUAUCUUGGUUAUGCUGGAUGGGCUGCCGGUGGAUUCUCUCCCGAGACCUAUGAACUCACCAUGACGCCUAGAGGGUCCAAUGGUAACUUCGUAGAUCAGGAUAUUGUGAAACAGUGUGUUGUUGAGACGCGGGGUGUGGCUUCAAAUGCUACGGCAAAUGGGGCCCUAAGCGGAGCGGCGGCAGACCCGGGGAACUCGAAAGCUUUCCAAAGCGCGGGGACAAAGGGGAUGGCUCCAGCCUCUGGGAGUGGGUUGGUGCUAGGUGUUAUGAUGUUGAGGGUUUUUUCGAUACUGUAG